AGAGUUCCGAAAAAACAAGAUGGCGACCAAGUUGUUGUGAGUGGAAAACUUAUCAUUCGAGAAUUCCAAUUGUUACUUUGCCUUUUUGCGAAGCUGCUUGACAACAUUUACGUUUCAACUAGAGAUUGUUAUUUUUAUAUUCGCACAAGUGAAGACUGGCCACGAGAAAGCUUUUUCCUUGGUACUUUGGAGUUUGUUUACUUCAAGGGAUUUGUUGCCAAGCGUAUCUUCUUUGUUGUAAUUUGGCGACUUGCUACUAACAGCUGUACAAGAGAAAGGUUUAAUCGAAUUGUCGGAACUACCAGAGACAUAUUUCAUGAAAAAGUAUCAAAGCUUUGCCAUAAGUUGAGUUCUUAUCACGCCGCCGGUGUGAAAGUUUACCUGGAGUCUUUUUUCGAGUUUCACAGUUCUAGCGACAACAGCUGAUCUGUACAUGUGACCAUUUUAUGCUGCUUAUAUCAAGCAGUUAAAUAAGAGUCACUGAACAUCGGCAUCUGUUGCCAGAGAAAGGAACUCUUGAUACUCCAUCUGCCAGACAUCAUGUCUCUACGGACUAGAAUUAAUGGCUUCACUGCAUGGGUGAAUUUAAGGCUAUCACCUUCAGGACACUUCAUGCACAACAUCCUGACUGAUCUGCUGAAGGGAUACAACAUGAAGGUUCUUCUUGAAAGUAAGCAUUCAUCACUGGUCGAAAAUGUUACCUUGAAACCUCACAGAAAAGUUUUUGACUUAUUAUGGUGCCUUGUCUGUCACGAUAUCUGGUUUGUCUGGGAACGAUCUGAGUUCCUUCAACAAGCUGAAGGACAGAUGCUGACAUCCAAACCUUUCUCAGUAAGUAUUAAUAACAAAGGUAUGGCUGAUAAAUUUAUUUGCUUAUCAGACAAUCUCCUCCUUGCUCAUGAAUCAAUCCCAUACUGUUACAAACUUUUGUCUUUAAUCAACAGCAAGUCAGAUGAUAUGGUGAUCAAACGUCACAGAUCAAGGAACUAUCCGUCCCCGGAGUACUGUAUCCUGGACAUGGUCAAUGCUCACCUUAAAAUGAACCGUGAAGGACGUAAGCUCACUAGGGGUGUUUUGAGUUUGAGUGACCUAACUGACAGCAGGGUUCUGUGUGCUCUUGUGAAUUCAUUUGUGCCUGAAACAUUUACCACAGAAGUCUUACUAAAUGACAGAUGGACAAUAAACCUUGCCUUAACAACUGCAAACCAGAUGUUCAAGUCUUCCAAUCCUUUUGACUCUCAAGACUUGGUUGAGGGUGACAUCAUGGCAGUGUGCUGUUAUUUUGGGUUUUUCUUCAUGAGUGGAUACAGGUAUCGUCAAUCCAGAGCAGUGCUGAAGAGACUGGAUGAGUUGAACGUUUUAAAAAUUGGAAUCAAAGAUGAAAUGGAACAGUUCCCGUCUCUUAUCACAAAUGUGAAGGAUUUGAAGAGAAAGAAAGAAUUAGAAAAUGCUAUAUCCGUUUAUGAUGAAGAAAUCCAGUUUUUGGAACAGAACUACGACAUUGUCAAGUGUAACGUUUGGAUGAGGCAAGUGGCAGAGAUCCAAAAUAAGUGCAGAGCAAUGGUAGCCGAAAAAAUUGUGCAACGAUUUGAUGUGGUUAAAGUUCCCAGGAACACCACAAUCAAUGAUCUAGCAGUUGACAUGAUUAUCAACCUGAGUCUAACGUGUGGGACAGGUUUUUACAGUAGCAAAAUGCAUGAAACGGUUUGGAAGGGUCGCAAGCUUGUACUGAAAGACAAAGAGACNUCACGUUCUGUCCUCUUGGCAACUUAUCACCGAUAGAGGCUUGUUCUUCUUACUUUUCAGAUUUACUUUGAAAGCUCAUCUAGAAACAAAACGUUAAAGGCUGGAUCUUGGUUCCUAUACCAGAUAUUUCCAGGCACUACACUGCAGUGUCAGCGACUGCUGUUCAAAGCAGCGAAGACAGGAGAACUAGAUACAGUACAAAAACUUGUGGCUUUCUUUAAUGCUGACAAGAACUUUAUCAAGUCAAAGGAGCAUGGAUCUGGCAACACUGCUCUGCACUUGGCCUGUAGGCAUGGGCAUUAUGAUAUUGUGUUGUACCUGCUGGAGAAUGGAGCUGACAUUGACAUGUCCAACAAUCAUCACAACACGCCUUUCUUCCUCGCUACAGAAAGCUUACAGAAAGAAAUCUGUCAGGUGAAGAAACAAGUUAGAUGUUUCCCACAAUCAAAGGAGCAUGGAUCUGGCAACACUGCUCUGCACUUGGCCUGUAGGCAUGGGCAUUAUGAUAUUGUGUUGUACCUUCUGGAGAAUGGAGCUGACAUUGACAUGUCCAACAAUCAUCACAACACGCCUUUCUUCCUCGCUACAGAAAGCUUACAGAAAGAAAUCUGUCAGCUUCUUAUUGAAUGGGGAGCUGAUGUGAUGAAGCGUAACAAAAGCAGUAAAACAGCGUUUGACCUCAUGCGUCACUAUGAACUCAAGAAGUUCUUAGAAGCAAAUUAUAAAGAGUGGCAGGAACUAGUUCCUCAGUUGAUAUCAGGAAACAUCGAGAAGCUCGCUACAGUUGUGGACGUACAUCACAGAAAGGAAAAGAUGAUGGCGAGUCUGAGAAGCAGGUGUGUCAGCGGUAGUACGCUCCUCCAUACAGCUUCGUUCUUUGGAGCGAUCCCGGUGAUUAAGACCCUGCUUUCUGAAGGGGUGGAUGUCAAUAUAUUGGACUACAAAGGAGCCACGCCCCUGCACAGAGCCAAAGACGCGGCAACUGUAGAGCUUCUCCUGGAGGCAGGAUCAAACAUAGACAGUGAAGACCACGAUGGCAACACUCCACUGCAUGUCAAAUGUUACGGUGAAAGUGGAGAGGCCACUGACUUAGAAUGCAUUGAAAAGAUGCUGAUGAAAGAAGCCCCACUAAACAUCAGAAAUAAUCGAGAUUUGAUGCCCAUUCACUGUUGUGCCAUGCAAGGUCGAAUAGACGCCAUUCAAGCUCUCCUGUUCUUCGACACUGAAGGAAGCAUCAAGCGAAACUUAGAAAUGGAGAAUGAGAAAACUCCGCCCAGUCUUCUUCAUUUGUCAGUGGCCAACGACUUCCUUGACUGUGGGAGGUGGUUGGCGGAAAACAAGUUUGAAUUCAAAGAGAAAGAAACAGAUUUACUUGUGCAUAAGAUCCUGCUUGAAGAAGUGCCUUGUGCCAAUCGUGUGGAGACCGUCAGAUUUCUUCUGCGGAAGGGUGCCUCGGUAAAUCCUACAUACCCUGGAGGAAAUACCGCUCUUCAUCUGACAGCUGGCCUGUCAAAUUCUUCGGAUCUGUUAGAGCUGCUGUUGUCUUUCGAUGCUGAUGUGGAUGCUAUGAACGAUGAUUUGUGUAGCCCUCUGUUUUACGCCACUCAAUCGAACAAUCUGUACGCUGCUAGUCUACUACUAAAUCAUGGUGCCAAUGUAAGGUCAAGAAACCUCCAAGGACUGACCGCCUUCGAUUUCAUCUCUGAUUUCGAGGAGUGGAUAGAAUGCGGCUAUUUCAGUGAAGAAAUUAAGGCCAGAUUAAAAGCUUACAGUCUCAAGCAUGCUAGAGAUCUGGUACGAGCGAUCACUAAGAAGGUGAAGAGCCACCCGCCGCCGCCUGCGUCACAGCUUCCUUUAGGGCGAUCCCAGCCUGCUUUGCCAGCCAUCGGAGUUGGUCACGUGCCUCUAAUGCUUCCACCAAUCCGAAAAGGAGCGAGAAAUUAAGCCGCUGGAUAGAGUGCAAUCUGAGUCAGGACAUUCAGUAGGACGAAAAGAUCGCUGACAUGGAUGUCAUGAUGCAUUAUGUGAUGCUGGGGUGAGAGAGAUAAACUGCGCGGAAGAAUCUUUUGCAGCCACAGGAACACCAAGUAACACCUCAGUGGGUGACCAGGGCCCUUGCAAGAACUGACAGCGCCCGUGGUGUUUGUAAGAGUUACUGCUAAGCAACAUAUUUAUUUCCACACGACGACAAACUCACGUGACAGUUUUGGAUGUGCUUGGGAUUGCUUGUGGUGUCGUCCUCUGUCAUUGAACUUCCUUGAACAUAUCAAUCAUCCUCUUUUAAAAGUAUGUAUUGAUCCUGACGUAAAAAAGCUCAUCCAAAUAGGAAAACAUCCCAGAGUUAAUGAUUUGUUCAUUAUCGUUUUCAAUGAGUGAGACGUUUCUUUAUAUAGCGGCUGCAAUUGAAGAGAGUAUUUAUAAUUACGUGUGUCGACUUGCCAAGUGGAGACGUGAGGGUAUUGUGUCAAUGAGUUACAAUGACGCUUUCCACGAAGGCUUGUCUUACAAGUUCUGCUGCAAUAAUGAUAACUACUGUUAAUAUUGCGUACGCGCUAUAACUGUACACAUUUUUUAUAAGAAUAUAUUUUAUAAGGAUGUCGAGGCUGGAAUUUGCGAAAUUUUAAGAAUAUUGUAAGAAUAAACUCGAGGUUGAGAUUUUGAGAAGAAUA
Orbicella faveolata is the source of this 4415-nucleotide messenger RNA. RefSeq lists its product as uncharacterized. The record is from RefSeq and is a predicted model, not a curated record. Lineage: Eukaryota; Metazoa; Cnidaria; Anthozoa; Scleractinia; Merulinidae. Gene Ontology annotation, molecular function: protein binding.